Megalopta genalis is the source of this 3351-nucleotide messenger RNA. RefSeq lists its product as uncharacterized. Gene Ontology annotation, molecular function: protein binding. Gene Ontology annotation, biological process: regulation of transcription by RNA polymerase II. The record is from RefSeq and is a predicted model, not a curated record. Gene Ontology annotation, cellular component: nucleus. NCBI's taxonomy places the organism in Eukaryota, Metazoa, Arthropoda, Insecta, Hymenoptera, Halictidae.
AUGCCUGUUUCACAUAUCAAUGUUGUUAGAAAGUUAGAGCAAUUCAAAAUUUCAAACUCGAUUUCUCUAAAAUCAUGAUUUUUAAGUUGUAUCGUUUUAGCUACAAAUGAACCGUAUAUGUAUUAAGAAUUAAUAUUGCGUUGAAAAUAUGGACAAUAUUAAACUCCAUUCGGUAUUUACAUAAUUUCCGCGAAAACUGUAUGUAUGCACUUGAUUUUACGAAACUUUUUUAGGCACAGUAUGGUGGCAGCACAGUCUCGUAAAAUGUGACGUGCAUGAUAAUUUCUGACAGCAUUUGAAUUUCAUUUUACAUAUCGUGUAUCUAUUUGCCUCUGAAAGUAAAUUACUUUGUGAAAUUGUGUAAGUACAGUUAUCAGAAGUAUUGCUGCAACACGUGAACAACGAAUUUAGUGUGACUGUUGUAAUUUAAAGUAUAAUUUACGGCAAUAACUUGUAACCCAAUAAUGGGAAGCAGCAGCCAGUUAUAUAGUCUCUCUUGGGGAGAAUUCAAUUCGUCGUUGGCUUCUGCAGUGCAGCUAUUAAGAGGUCACGGCGAUUUGGUGGAUGUUACUUUGGCUGCUGGUGGACGUAGUUUUCCUGCACACAAAAUAGUUCUCUGUGCAGCUAGUCCUUUUCUGCUAGAUUUAUUAAAGAGCACACCGUGUCAGCAUCCAGUGGUUAUGCUAGCUGGUAUAGGUGCAGACGAUUUAGAAUCUUUAUUGGAGUUUGUAUAUCGAGGCGAAGUAAGCGUAGAACCGUCUCAAUUGCCGUCGCUACUGCAAGCUGCUCAUUGUCUUUGUAUUCAUGGACUAACGCCGCCUACUAUAUUAACCGAAAAUGGGGAGGAGGUACCCGUAUCUGCAAUACCGACACCAAACGAAACUUCAUCAAAAGAAACCUCCAGUCCUUAUUUUCCAUUAAAACGAAGAAAGAAAAGGAGAAAGUCUUCCUCGUCUUCCGGAAAAUGGCCACGUACUGGGAGCAACGUUGAUAACGAAAAUAAGCAUAUAGGUGACCAUAAGGACGUCGACAAUACCGAACAUGGUGAUGACACAGCAGCCAGCGAUCGAUUGGAAUAUUCGAAUCAUCGGAGUUGUCAUUCGCCUCGUGCUCAAGAAGCGCAACCAAUCUCGAUGUCGACAGAAAAUUCUCAAGCAGGACCACAUCAGGAUCAAAUGUCGGAUAACGAGUCGCAUCUGCACACUUUAAUGCCGAUGCAGCCGUACUCUCCGCUGCAUAUACCGCAAUUUCCCGGGCCUCUCGGUAUGGCUUUUCCCCCUGGAAUACCACUGCCGUUGGUUAGCCAGGGCUCAACAGCUGGAACGGCGUCCUGCGGGCUAACUGGGAACAUGAAUUUGUCGAAAAUACGCGGUGCAUCCGAUUGUCCAGGCGUUUGUCCGCUGUGUGGUGCCACGUUACGGCAAGCGAGAAAUCUUCGGAGACACCUGUUAUCCUCUUGCAAAUAUCGGUUUAGUAGUAAUUCAGUUCAGAGUUCCCCAGCCGACGCGAUGAUGAUCGAAAUAAAGCCCGAGGUCGAGCUGCCCGGUUACAAUGAGCAAUCGAUGACCUACGGGACCGACAGCGGCAGUAGUACCUGUGAGCAAAUCGUUUGCAAGCCCAGUCCACUUCCUUCCCCGACCUCGCAAGGGCCGAACGUUGUCUCACCUCAAAGCAACGUUUCUUCGCCAACUAUUGCCAGAUGAAUCGACAGACUAUCCAACCGUUUCAACUGGAUAAAUUCAAUGCGAACAGAAUUGUUCAUUGGUUCUGUUACUGUGAUUCGGGGUCUACCUUACCUUUAACUUACCUUUUUUUUUCAGUGAUCCUCAGUGUCACUCUUGUUUCGCACUGAUAUACUACGGUGAGAGGGGUAAUACCGACGCUGGGAAAAAUAUAAAGUACAUUUCAGUGAAUCUUAAAUUAAGGUUGUGACUGACUCGGGAGUCGGAUCAUUUCUCUAUAGGAAGAAAUUUUCAUUCGAACAAAAUGAAAGUAGGAAAUACUGAUGAGAACUCCGGAUAGAAUGCAAUGAAUUUCACAACGCAGCGUCAUGUAACGAUUACAUUUUCGUAAUGCAACGAGCAUUAUGGUUUUAUUUCUGUUACUUUUACUAUGUUUCAGAAUCUGUUUAUACGAUAAUAAAACAAGUUAAAAUUGUUUAUCAGCUCAUUGUAAUCUCACUGGUAUCACUGUGUUCGUUCCUUUAUUCGUAUCCUUAGAGUUUCGUUAAUUUUAGUUUAUAUGUAUUAUUAUAUAGCGUAUAUUCGAUGGGGACAUUUGCAUCUCUGCACGUGUACAGCUUAAUGUACGAUAAUUUAGAAAGUAGUUGACUCGUACGAUGUAACAAUAUAAAGCUGAAACGAAAGUAUAUUUACAAGCCGGUAACAUUUUAUAAUCGAUCAUUUUUUCGAUGAAAGUUUCUUUCUACGGAAAAGCAAUAACAUAGAAACAUCAAUUGAAUUUCCACAGACAAGUUCUAGACUCGAUUAGAUUUCUAUGGAUCGUGUUCUACGGAUAUCUGCGUUAUCAUUCUUUUUUUAUCGGUAACUUCAUUUAAGCAAGUGCAAUCAUUCUUUCUGUAUCAUUCGAAUGUACUUACGCGAAUCAAUAAUAUUCAAAUAUUAGCUUGAAUUGCGCGUCGAAAGAGAUGGAAUCGACUGAAUAUUAUUUUAAACGGUCUGCUAGCACGAAUUCUUUGUUACAUUACUCGUAUAGUUUAUUUUAUAUUUUAUUUUCAUCUCGAUCAUUUCUUUUUCUAUCAAGAUUUUUCUACGAACCCAGAAACAUUUCGUGUGGAACAGUUAUAAACAAAUCUUCCAGGUUAGCGAGUAAGAAUUAGAGUAUUAUAGGGGAUAACAGGAAUAGCGUUCGAUAACAAAGUUAUGCAUAGUGACAGCGAUGGUACAGGUAUCUGCAAAGUACUUGGACGGUUUUUAUACCUUUCGAAUAUUCGUUUAUGCGAUGAUUCCCUUACGGAUCGAAUCUAUGUCAUCUUUGAAUAAUGCACGUGCGGAUAGAAUUCGGAUGCCUAUCCAUUAUUCGUUCAUAUAUAUAUCAUUGUUUGUCAGCAUCGUUGAAGUUUUUAUCGUCGUCGACAUCGUAAACCGUUUUAAUAAAUUCUUUUACUGGUGGAAAAGUCAAGUUCCUAGAUACAUAAUUUAUUCGUUUCGUAAUUAUCGAUACACGGACUGACGUUUCGUUUCACAAACAAUCGUGUAUAUCGAAAUGCGUGUUUUGCGUUGACGUACCUAAUCGACGUUAGGUAACGGAGUUUCUCAAGGGGAUAGUAAAGAUUUAUUUUCAUCUAAAGCAUUACUAUUCUUGGAAAUAAAAAUCAUUAUAUACAACACA